Limulus polyphemus (Atlantic horseshoe crab) is the source of this 531-nucleotide messenger RNA. RefSeq lists its product as uncharacterized. NCBI's taxonomy places the organism in Eukaryota, Metazoa, Arthropoda, Merostomata, Xiphosura, Limulidae. The coding region runs from base 1 to 531 and encodes 176 amino acids. The record is from RefSeq and is a predicted model, not a curated record. The transcript is spliced from 4 exons.
AUGUAUCAUCAUACUGGUCUCCAGGUGGAGCUAGCACGGUAUGUGCGUCUUAGUGUGACAUUACAGCUGUCAGGGGGCGACACCGUAUGCUUACGAGUAGAAGUCUACGGUUGUACAACUGAGGUCAUACCUUUGACUGAUAUACAAGCUGUAACAACGCCAGAAGGUCAAAUCCACGUCAAGUGGAACCUACCGUCUGUUGUCACUGUUCUUGACCCAGCUUCUACCCAGACGAUUGUCAGUUACUUGCGACCCGAGAAAUACGUAACAUAUUACAAUUUAGAAAACAACGCCAUGACCAAGAACAUUUCGUCCAUCACUAGAGAAGUUUUGGCAGAGAACACGUUGCUGGGUACAACAUACAACAUAUCCCUGAUUUGUGUGAUGGAUGACAUUAAUAUAUCAUGCCGUUCCACAGAAAUCACUGCUUAUCUUCCUUGUGAAGAUGGAUGGAUAAAUUUCCAAAAUCAGUGUUUCCAGUUAAUGGAAACAGCGACCUCUGCUGGACAAGCUGCAAAUUCUUUUAUGUAG